UGAGGAGAGAGGGGGUGCAUGUGCAGAGCCGGAUCCCAAGCUUUCUCCAGGUUUUAGUGGAAGCGGCCCGGAGGGAGGGAAAGGAGACAAGGAUGUUCAGUUAGCAGGACUGGAGCAAUCUGCCUAGUAGUGAAAGAUCAGUGGAAGGCAACGCAAAAUUAGUGCAAUCGAGGAUUAUUUUGCAUGCGGCUCGUGGAUGAUGAGUGGUGCUAUUCCCCAAGCCUGCUUUUUGAUGCCAAACUCGAAGAUAGCGCAUUGUUUACAAUGACAGUGCCAUGCACUACCUGGUGAACAUCUACUGCCUACACAGAGGUCUCUCAGCCUCCUGAUUGCCCCCUCUCUGGCUCCAGAGGAUGCUGGGAAUGUGUCGUGGGCGCAGGAAGUUCCUGGCUGCAUCCGUCGCCUUGCUUUUUAUUCCAGGCCUCACCUGGCUAUAUCUGUCGAACGUCACAGUGAAGCCACUGCCUCUCUCCCCACUGGAGCCUCAAUCCUCCACACUGGCCCUGGAGCUUCGGGUUCGAGAGGUAGAGGAGGAAAACCGAGCGCUCAGAAGAGAGAUUAGCCAGCUGCCCAGGAGUCCUACCCACGGCAACCAGCAUUCCCAUCACCACAGCAGCGUACACCAUGGCAACCAGUCCCAGCUUCACUCCACUGAAGAGGGUACCGGUGAUAGUGAAGCUCAGAAAGCACUCUCUAAAGUCAACGGCUCCAGCUGUGUCCAGCAACCUGCUGUGGAUAAAUGUGAGACCAUUCAUGUUGCCAUCGUGUGCGCGGGGUACAACGCAAGCCGAGAUGUGGUGACGCUGGUCAAGUCUGUGCUUUUUCACCGUCGGAACCCUCUUCACUUCCACUUCAUCACAGACUCCAUCGCCAAGCAGAUCCUAGCGUCCCUCUUCCACACUUGGAUGGUGCCAGCUGUCCGAGUGGACUUUUACGAUGCAGACGAAUUGAAGUCUGAGGUGUCAUGGAUCCCCAACAAACAUUACUCAGGUAUCUACGGCCUGAUGAAGCUGGUUCUGACCAAGACGCUGCCAUCAGACCUGCAGAAAGUCAUCGUUCUAGAUACCGACAUCACCUUUGCCACAGACAUCGCUGAGCUGUGGGCUGUCUUUCACAAAUUCAAAGGUCAGCAGGUGCUUGGGCUGGUGGAGAAUCAGAGUGACUGGUAUUUGGGGAACCUGUGGAAGAACCAUCGACCGUGGCCUGCUCUAGGUCGAGGCUUCAACACUGGUGUGAUUCUCCUGCUGUUAGAUCGUUUGAGGAAGCUCAGAUGGGAGCAGAUGUGGAGACUGACAGCAGAGAGAGAGCUGAUGAGCAUGCUGUCUACAUCGCUAGCAGAUCAGGACAUCUUUAACGCUGUGAUCAAACAGAACCCCUUCCUGGUGCACCAGCUGCCCUGCUUCUGGAAUGUCCAGCUGUCUGAUCACACACGCUCGGAGAAGUGCUAUAGAGAUGUGUCCGACCUCAAGGUGAUCCACUGGAACUCGCCUAAAAAGCUGCGGGUGAAGAACAAGCAUGUGGAGUUUUUUAGGAACCUCUAUCUGACCUUCCUGGAGUAUGAUGGCAAUCUGCUGAGGAGGGAGCUCUUCGGCUGUCCAAGUGAAACUGACCACAAUAGUGAGAACCUCCAGAAGACUCUACUGGAGCUUGAUGAGGACGAUCCGUGUUAUGAGUUCAGACGAGAGCGUUUCACUGUGCAUCGCACACACCUCUACUUCCUGCACUAUGAGUAUGAGCCCAGCGCAGACCAGACUGAUGUUACGCUCGUGGCCCAGCUCUCCAUGGACAGGCUGCAGAUGCUAGAGGCCAUCUGUAAACACUGGGAAGGACCCAUCAGUCUGGCUCUCUACCUGUCUGACGCUGAGGCACAGCAAUUCCUGCGCUAUGCCCAGGGCUCUGAGGUGCUCAUGAGCAGAAGCAACGUGGGAUACCAUAUUGUCUACAAAGAGGGCCAGUUCUACCCCGUCAACCUGCUGCGCAACGUUGCCAUGAAACAAGUCAACACACCCUACAUGUUCCUGUCUGACAUUGACUUCCUGCCCAUGUACGGACUCUACGAAUACCUCAGGAAGUCUGUAGUACAGCUGGACAUGGCGCACACUAAAAAGGCUCUGGUGGUGCCUGCAUUUGAGACGCUGCGUUACCGGCUGUCCUUUCCCAAAUCCAAGGCUGAGCUUCUGUCCCAGCUGGACAUGGGCACUCUCUUCACCUUCAGGUAUCAUGUGUGGACAAAAGGUCACGCUCCAACUAACUUUGCAAAAUGGCGGACAGCCACAACGCCAUACAGAGUGCAGUGGGAGGCCGACUUUGAACCUUAUGUGAUGGUGAGGAGGGACAGUCCAGAAUAUGACCGCAGGUUUGUGGGAUUCGGUUGGAACAAAGUGGCCCACAUUAUGGAGCUGGAUGCACAGGAAUAUGAGUUUGUGGUUCUGCCCAAUGCCUAUAUGAUCCACAUGCCUCAUGCGCCCAGCUUCGACAUCACCAAGUUCCGCUCCAAUAAACAAUACCGCGCUUGCCUCAAGACUCUCAAAGAAGAGUUUCAGCAGAACAUGUCACGCCGCUAUGGAUUUGCUGCCCUCAAAUACAUGACGGCAGACAACAACAGCUAGCAAAGUCACCUUUAUGUUUUUCACUUUCAGGUGGUUCAAUUAGAUAUCACAUAGGAAAGCAGUGCAAUGGGUCUGUAAUGGACCCAACAACGUGAUAAUGGACCCUCAGUGUAAGUCAGAGGAGUGUGUUCUUCCAUUCUAUCAUUCAGGAAGAUGCCAUGGUGACCAUUUUUUCACUGCUUUGGAAACAGCAAUAGUGCAGUGUGUCAGCUAUUGGAUGUCACGGCAUUCUUCUGGACGAAUUCAGUCCACCCAGCUUCCCAGAUUGACCUGCUCUAUGAACAGGAAUUGAGACGUUAUUAACCAUUGGGAAAGCAGAAAAUUUUAAUUGAACAUGACUGAAUAUGACCAGAGGAAAUGCCACUGCAGAGACUGAGCUGUGGUUUGUUGGACUAUAAUCUACUGAUGCCUAGAAGCUGAAUUUAGCAUUUUUGUGUGUGCUUUCAGUCAUAGGGUGAUGUUUAGCUGUACUGGAUCUCAGACUAAUGACACAUUAGCUCUUAGACUAAGCAACAUAGAGACACAGAAAGGGAUCCCCAGUCAUUUUUGAAAGGAAAGUGAUCACUGUAGAGAUAAGGUUGGUCAAGAAUUAAUAAUAUGAUGUUUACAUCUUUUACAGAAUAAACAGUGUUGUUUAAAAAAAAAAAAAAAAGAAAAAAAGCUAAAUGUCUUAGAUUUUAUAGCACCUUUGUGGAAUCACUUUUCCUAUUAGAGCUCAGUAAGGACCCAGGUGGGCUAAAGGUUGCACCCAAUACGUAGUAACUGUUCUGUUUAUGGACAACGUCAGGCUAUCAGCAUUGACAAUCCAGACACAGACAAAAGCCCCAAAUCAUGUAUAUGUAAAUCUGAGUCACUUUUUUCAGCAUUUUACUGUAUGUUUUCAUAUUUCUGUGCUCACUAUGAUAUCAAUGUUUUGGUGUCAUUGUUCUAUGUAAGUAUUACAUUUACAUUUCUUGCAGCUAACAGAAAUGCACUAACUCCAAGGUUAAAAGCUGACGGUUUGUGUGUGUGUGUGUGUGUGUGUGUGUGUGUGUUUGGGGGGGAUGUACAAAUAAUUGUGCACCAUUUGCCAGGGUUAGUUUGCACUUUUUUUCCUCUAACCCUAAGAUGAAGGUCUGGGUAUCUCAUAAUGUGAUGUGGAAAUUCCUUCAUUUAUGUUGUGUUUGAAUGAAAGAAAACUUAAUUCACACAACCACAAAUCUGAUAAAUCAAGAAUAAUAAUGGGAUUGACCAUGAAAAUGGACAUUUGUAUUGAUGGACAAAUCCUAGUCCCAUGUAUAUGGGCAUGGAAUUUUGCUGACAUCUUCAGCAGCUGUUGAAUCCUCUUACUGGUUUACAGAUCACUUGUAUAUAUGUACCUUGUAGAAACAGUGAAAUGGUUCCACACGGCUGACUUUUUCACUGUUGAUCUGCUGCUCAAAGUUUUUGAACGCAACUGUGCUAACGGCAGCAGGAAAGGAAAACAAAAAAAGGAAACAAAUUGCAUUUUUAAUUUCUAAUUUCAAAAUUACCAUUAACAUUAUUUGUACAGUGUUCGAUUUGAUACUUCAUCGUAGAUCUGUUUAAUCUCUUUUGUUUUAGGUCAAGAUUUCCAGGCUUUUUUGUCUUUUGGUGAAAGCGAAAGCACGUUUUGUUUGUUUGUUUGUUUGUUUGUUUUGACUGUAUUCGGCCAGAAUUUUUGGUGGCCAAAAUGUUGGUGCAUCCCUAAUAAAUAUAGUUAACUUCAGUUAACUAUAUACUUGUUUAAUAUACUUGCUAAGUCAAAUUGCUCUUUGUGUACCUUGACACAGAGAAAGCAAGGAUGCCAUGUCAAUCGAGUUGAGACGACAGCGGCACCCGUCUCUGGGCGGAGACGAAUUCUCUUUGGCAUAUUUUUGAGUGCUACGUAGUACUAGUAUACUCUGAUGUUAAAAUGCAGAGCUCCUACACAAAAUGUGUGAAAGUUGGCAGGUCUGAACUACUAGCAUGGCUGCUGAAAAGGUAAUCAAACAUACUGUAUGUUUACUUCAGUUUUUAAUGCGUGCAGACAGGGUUUGAGUGUGUGUGUGUGUGUGUGUGUGUGUGUGUAUGUGUGUGUGUGUGUGUGUGUGUGAGAAUGUGUAAGCGUGGCUAAACUGAUGUGUCCAAGACUGACAGAUUUUCUGCUACCUGAAUAAAAAAAAAUUGUGGAAAAGAA
Messenger RNA from Pangasianodon hypophthalmus (striped catfish), 4785 nucleotides. Its product is annotated as xylosyl- and glucuronyltransferase LARGE1. Gene Ontology annotation, molecular function: xylosyltransferase activity; glucuronosyltransferase activity. NCBI's taxonomy places the organism in Eukaryota, Metazoa, Chordata, Actinopteri, Siluriformes, Pangasiidae. The coding region runs from base 354 to 2609 and encodes 751 amino acids. The record is from RefSeq and is a predicted model, not a curated record. The transcript is spliced from 15 exons. Gene Ontology annotation, biological process: protein O-linked glycosylation via mannose.